This is a messenger RNA of Frankliniella occidentalis (western flower thrips), 464 nucleotides long. RefSeq lists its product as uncharacterized. The coding region runs from base 63 to 407 and encodes 114 amino acids. The transcript is spliced from 3 exons. The record is from RefSeq and is a predicted model, not a curated record. NCBI's taxonomy places the organism in Eukaryota, Metazoa, Arthropoda, Insecta, Thysanoptera, Thripidae.
CGGUAUAUAACAGCGCCCUCUGUCCUUUUGUGUCAUACCAGCUCGCUACCUUCAGUAACAAGAUGGCCCGCCUCAGCUUUGCACUCCUCGCCCUUUUCGCCGUUGUCGUGGCUGCGACUGCGACAGCAGAACCCAACAACCCACCCCCACCGGGCCACGACGGCCACCAUAUGAGGGAGUGGGUGCACCAGAAGGGUGCGCAGCUCAAGCAGUGGGGCCACCAGGAGAAGGCCAAGCUCGCUGAGGCGUGGAAGGCCAGCGUGGUGCCUAAGAUUCGGGCGGCCAAGGCCAAGUUCGGCGCCCAGUGGCAGCAGAAGGCGCCCCUGGUGGUCGCCGCCCUCAAGAAGGAGGCCGGCAUCUACUUUAACAAGGCCGUGGAGUUCGUCAACAAGAAGCUCCAGGGUUGAGCUUGAUCUCCUUAUUGUUCUUGUUACUACCGGAAAAAUAAAAUAACAUGAACAAAA